This is a messenger RNA of Cheilinus undulatus (humphead wrasse), 3522 nucleotides long. RefSeq names its product pleckstrin homology domain containing, family A (phosphoinositide binding specific) member 8 (gene plekha8). Bases 126 to 1832 code for a protein of 568 amino acids. The record is from RefSeq and is a predicted model, not a curated record. Gene Ontology annotation, molecular function: ceramide 1-phosphate transfer activity; ceramide 1-phosphate binding. The transcript has 13 exons. Gene Ontology annotation, biological process: intermembrane lipid transfer; ceramide transport. Gene Ontology annotation, cellular component: cytoplasm; membrane; cytosol. NCBI's taxonomy places the organism in Eukaryota, Metazoa, Chordata, Actinopteri, Labriformes, Labridae.
CCCGUGGAGCCGCGAACGUUACUCCACAAAUCAUACUCUGGGCCCGAUGGAGUCGCCGCAAUCAGCUGUGCAUCAUUUCUUGUUAUGAUAAACAAGUAAUGAACGGCAAAAGACAUAAUUAAACAAUGGAAGGAAUGCUGUAUAAAUGGACCAAUUACAUAAGCGGAUGGCAGCCUCGUUGGUUUGUGCUCGAUGGAGGAACUUUAUCGUACUAUGACUCACAAGAAGAUGCCUGGAAAGGUUGCAAGGGCAGCAUUAAAAUUUCAGUUUGUGAAAUACAAGUUCAUCCCUCCGACUCUACACGAGUUGAUCUCACCAUCCCAGGAGAGCAGUACUUUUACCUCCGAGCUAUCAAUGCAGCAGAGAGGCAAAAAUGGCUGGUGGCACUGGGGACAGCCAAAGCUUGCCUUACAGACAACCGAACAAAGAGAGAAAAAGAGCUCCAGGAGAACACAGAGGCACUGAAAACAAAGAUGUCAGAGCUCAGAUUGUACUGUGACCUUCUCCUACAGCAAGUAAACAGGAUCAAGGAGAAUGAUGAGCUAGGAGACACAGUGGAGACAGGAAUAGACACCGGAAACAUGGUGAAGUCUACAUGUACUACUUUCCUUAAGACGCUAGAGGAAUGCAUGCAGAUAGCAAAUCGUACUUUCAAUACAGAAAUGGUAUCACAGAGUCCACCAGGAUCCCCUCCAGUAGCAGCCAUCAAACCUCAAAAGAUUAAACCUGUCAAUCAUUUAAAUCAGAAUCUUGGGGAAAAGUGGAGAGAUUUGUCAGAGAAUUCAGGAGAAACAAUCGCACAUGAUAACCAGAGCCUUGAUUCUGGGGCAGAGGGACCAGAUGAGCCAGACAGACCAGAUCAUCACUCUUCCCCUUCAGACAGUGAAGCCGCAAACGGAAACAGCUCCAUCUCAGAGGAGCGAGUCGAUCCUUCAUCAGCUACUAUUCAAAAUACCUCUGAGACAGAACACUACGAGCAGCCAGCAGAGGAGGGUGAAGAUGAAAACGAUGAGGAUGAUAAAGACGAGACAGAAAAAGAGCAGAAGCACACACCGGACCAAAGUCAAGAGCACGACAACAAUAGCAAGGAAGUGGACGCUGUUGAGUCUCAACACCAACAGGAAGCUGUCUCAGACCAAGAAGAGGCUCAGAGGGAAGGUGAAAGUUCAACAGAACAAGAGGAUACAGAGCAGGUGGAAACUUUCUUCAGCACAAUGAGUCACAGAUUUAGUGAUAUAAGACUGGACGACGACAAUGGUAUCCCUACUCAAGAGUUUUUGGACUCAUGCUAUGCAAUAGUGCCUGUAUUAGACAAGCUGGGGUCCACAGUGUUUGCACCAGUUAAAAUGGAUUUUGUUGGAAAUAUUAAGAAAAUUCACCAGAAGCUGAUGUCAGACCCCAACAACUUCCCCACACUACAGUCCAUCGUUCUGCAUGAGGUCCACACAGAUGUUGCCAAGGUGCGCAACUCAGCCACAGAAGCUCUGCUCUGGCUCCGACGAGGCCUGAAGUUCCUCAAAGAGUUUCUUUCAGAGGUUAAUGCAGGAGAACAAGACAUCCAAGGAGCACUGAAUAACGCUUAUGGAAAGACCCUUCGACAGUACCAUGGAUGGGUUGUGCGAGGUGUUUUUGCUCUGGCCCUUCGAGCUGCCCCAUCUUAUCAGAGCUUCACUGCUGCCCUGGUGUCAAAAGAAGGCGAUGAACUGAAGAGCAGCUUCACCAGUGGCAUGCACAGGGACCUGGGGGUGUACCUGCCCGCCAUGGAGAAGCAGCUGGCAGUCCUCGAUGUUCUGUACGAAGAAUACAACCUGGAGUCUGAUGAAGUGGUGUGAAAGCUGAACACAUAGAUGAUCGGGGCUUGAGGAAGAGCAGAUCCUGACCGCAGGGGGUAGGGAAGUGAAAACCUGCUGGAGGAAGGUGCCACGUGCAUCAAGGUGCAUCUCGUAUACGAAAUAGUGCAGCAUGUCCCGUGUGUGAGUUGUUGAAUUCUACAUCUGUAGAGGGUGAAGUUUUGAAGAAGGUCCGGAAUACAGGCAUUUGGAAGCCCACAACAGGAAAAGCAGGCAUUAACAAUGAAGGUGUUAUUUGCUGACAAAAUGUAGAUUCUGUGUCUUAUUUAAAAGACAGUGAAGUGGUUUUUAUGCAGAUGCAAACCUUAAGGAUUCAUGGUUAACUAUUUGGGGUGCAUUGUGGCAGUUUUGAACUGUACAUGUUUGAGGUACAUAAGCACAGGGAGUUAAGCCUCAGUAACAACCCUGAAGAUUAUUUAUGACUCUCUCCAGAAUGCAGUUAUUGUGUGAUCAUGAUUGUUCUGCCCUUGGACAAAGAGGAAUGCUGCAGCAAACAAACAGGCCAUUUAAAGAUAAGUCAGAUUGUUACAGUGCCCUUUAUAUGCCUAAAGUAUGAGAUAGAAUUGCGUACUGGGCUCCCAUUGGUGUAAUGAGUAAACAUAUUGCCUUGCACUAACUAAAGUUUGGUGGAAAUGAUAUACAAAAGUAUAUGGCUAAUAAUCAAUAUAAAUUUAGUUUCGUCUUGAAAUUUGAAUCUUAACUCUGCAGUUUGACAAUGUAUUGUUUAACAUGUUAUGAGCUAACACUCUAGAGACUUUUCAUGGGACCAAAAAGGAACUGUCAUGUGAAUGGCUUUAGCCUCCGCUGCCUACAGUACCACAACAAACAAGAGUGAAUUAAGUGUGUAGCUGUGUACUGACAACUGCUGAAUAUUUAUGUGGACGUCCUCUGCACAAACCUAUGCAUUGUUUGCAAUUUCACAAUGUCUAUUUAUUACGUCUUAAGUUAUAAAGUUCAUACCAAUGUCAUUUGGAUUUAGUGACAUGUUUAUUGAACUUUUGUAUGAAUGUAUGGACAUUUGUACUCACAGCGCAUGUUGGAUGAUUGCAUGGUUUUAUGUAACAAAUAACACCAGUGCCAGUAGAAACUGAAUAUAGGUUAAGACCUAGAACUAAUUUAAGUAAAUGUAUCAUCUCAAAGAGUAUAAAACAUCAAAGUUUUAUUAAAUUGCUUCUCUUUCAUCUCUGCACUGAUACUGAACAUCCUCCUUCAGCAUCCUCCUUACGCUACAGAUUUCAGCCAUUCACAAUUUCAUCUUUGUGCUGUCCUACAGUAACUUGAUUAUUAUUACCAGCUGUUCUCAAUAAUUUAUGAUGUCAGUUCAACAAAGAUGAUUGGUUAGAGUCUGCUCCCCGGGCAGGUUCAAGUUUGUCAACAGAACCACUGAGCCAUUCGAACAAACCAGGGACAUCCUCACAGGGCUUUUUUUAAACCAAGACAAACCAUGAAGUAUUUUUAACUUCUAACUUUUUUUCCUUGCGUUUUCAGGAUUACAUUUGGUAAUAAUUAAUUGGCAGAAGGUUUACACAUCUGAUGUGCAAUAGCUUUCUCUGUUGCAGAUAAUUCCACUGUUUAUCCUGAAAUAAUGCUAUUGUAAUAGUACAAACACUUGAUUUGUUUUUCUAUGAUUGUAUAGAAAAUGCUGUCUGAUUUUUACAUAAUAAAUAACUAA